Molecule: messenger RNA, 740 nt
Organism: Mucor mucedo
Lineage: Eukaryota; Fungi; Mucoromycota; Mucoromycetes; Mucorales; Mucoraceae
Exons: 2
Coding region: 1-426 (141 amino acids)
Source: RefSeq, a predicted model, not a curated record
AUGAGGACAGUAAUACCGUCGAUGAAGAUUGUUACACUAUUAUCAAGUCUCUCGUGUUUCGAGUCGGUUGAACCGAAGGUAGCAUUAUGUUCGAUGUUACAUCUCGUCCAGAAUCCCAACGAAUUUUUUUUGAAGAUUAUUGCAACCCGAUUCCUAACUCGAUGGGGUGUCGGUUUUCACAUGGAAGGAGUCUCACUUGAUAAAGAAUUUGGGUCCUACGUCGAACAAGGAUAUGCGGUCAUUGACACUUACCAAUCUGCCGAAGCUGAUAUUACGUAUGCUUUACUGACGCACAAUGUUCCUUGUGUAAUAGCACGGAGCAUCUGCGACAUGCAUGUCCGUUCAAAAAGCAUCGUCGAACAACAACUUCACCAACGUUUUCCGACUACAUUAUAUAUCCUUACAAGAAACUCACACACACAAUGAUACUCUCAGUACAUCAAUCGAACAACAAUUUUUCACUCAAUCAGCCUUAUGGACUGAUCAUUGUGGUAUUAUUUCUCUUCAUCCUGACAUUUUACUCACCCAGGUGGAUACCCCAAUUUUAGGCUUUCCGUCUACUCUAAAUUUAUUUUUUUAAAGUUUGAUCAUUUACUCCCUCUCCCAGUGGCCUCCAACUUUCUCUUUUUCCUUUAUCUGCUUCUAUACAUACAUCGCUUCUAUUUUUCUUUUUUAAUCUAUCUCCUUCUCCCCAUAUUGUCCACUUUGGGAACAUACGUGCAUGACAACCACAGUAUAAC